AUGGCUUUUUCUGGGUAUCCUAUAUGCUAUGUCCAGGUUAAAUAUAACUUAAAAUAUAGAAUGAAGAUCAAGUUACGCCAAGAAUCAGCAUUGACGAGGCCUCAAAGAAAAGAAAUGGAGAAGCUCCUCGCAAGAGUUUUGGAGGCCAAUAAAGUUCAAUUUUCAUGCAGUCUAAUGCCAGCUGGGAUGGGAGACAAUUCCUGUGCGCAGAAAACUGCAGCUUCAACUAGUCAAGUCCUUGGUGAGGAAGGAACUUCCAAAAUCUUAAAUCACAAGUUGGCAUGGGUUGGUGGUGUGUUGAAUUGGUUCCGUCAACGAACGCAUUAUGAAGCACUUUGCACAUUCAUUGUUGUUGGUAUCUAUCUACCAGACGCACCUCAACAAAAUGGAGAGAAAAUGGAAGAAAGGGUUUUCUUGGUGAAGAAACUCGCGUCGCACUAA
Messenger RNA from Sphenostylis stenocarpa, 441 nucleotides. The record is from the annotation of a GenBank genome assembly. NCBI's taxonomy places the organism in Eukaryota, Viridiplantae, Streptophyta, Magnoliopsida, Fabales, Fabaceae.